GGCGACGUGUCCACUCCGCUCACACGGCCCUCGCUCCUCCACAGCCACAGAGCCGGAGACUCCAAACUCGUGGUUACCAUCUCGGCACCUCGUCGGAGAACAGAGCAACCUGACACUGCCCGAGCAAGGGGAAGAAGAUGGCCUCGUCCGCCUCCUUGCUCCACCCUUCCACGCUCGCUCCAGCCUCCUCGCCGCGCUUGCCUCGACGAGUGCCCGCCCCGGCGCUGCUCGGCCUCCGCUCCAGCCCCCGCCGUCCCCGCGGCGUCUCGCUGACAGUGGCCACCGCCGCGUCGCAGGACGUCGAGAAGGCGCCCUCCUCGUCGCCCCCUCCGCCGCCGGAAGAAUCCUCCGGCCUAUCGGCCGUGGCGGAGAGCGUGAAGGUGCUCAAGGAGGCGGCCAAGACGAGGAAGGUGCCGGCCGCGGAGGUGCUGGCGGCGCUGGCCAGGAUCAAGAAGGCCAAGCUCGACACGUCCACCUUCUUCGAGACCCUCGGCGGGACCGAGUCCCCCGGCAGGACAUGGAUGCUCAUCUUCACCGCGCAGGGUAGUAAGCUCGAGAAAGGCAGCUACUUCCCGGUGACCGCCGUCCAGCGCUUCGACGCCGCGGGACAGAGGAUCGAGAACGGCGUGUACCUGGGCCCGGCGGGGAGCCUGACCUUCGAGGGGCGGCUGUCAUGGAAGAAGAAGAUCCUGGCCUUCGUCUUCGAGCGGAUCUGCGUCAAGGUCGGUCCGCUGCCCUCCCUGGAGAUCCCCUUCGGCGGCGGCGACAAGAGCAGGGAGCCGAGCACCAAGGACCCAUUCUUCCUGUGGUUCUACGUGGACGAGGAGAUCGCCGUGGCGCAGGGCAAGGGCGGCGGCACCGCAUUCUGGUGCCGCUGCAAGCGCGUCCCGGCAUGACGACCAAGGUCUUGAAACAUCAGAAGCUCCCUCUCUUUCUCUAGUCUAUGGCCAUUGUUUUGAUGUUCUUCAGCUUACUGUGCACAACUAUGUAGACGGAUGACCAAAUAUUCGAACGAUGAGAUGAUACUACUUGCUCGUGCGUAGUUCUUUUUUUUUUUGUAAUGGAGGACUUUUUGUAUGUAUAAUACGUAAGCUAUUUUGAAAAAAAAACAAAGCUAUAUCGAUAGCUUUUGUAGAA
This is a messenger RNA of Triticum dicoccoides, 1137 nucleotides long. RefSeq lists its product as uncharacterized. Lineage: Eukaryota; Viridiplantae; Streptophyta; Magnoliopsida; Poales; Poaceae. The transcript is spliced from 4 exons. The record is from RefSeq and is a predicted model, not a curated record. Bases 138 to 896 code for a protein of 252 amino acids.